Molecule: messenger RNA, 1965 nt
Organism: Mycosarcoma maydis (corn smut)
Lineage: Eukaryota; Fungi; Basidiomycota; Ustilaginomycetes; Ustilaginales
Product: putative succinate dehydrogenase flavoprotein subunit SDH1
Exons: 1
Coding region: 1-1965 (654 amino acids)
Biological process (GO): tricarboxylic acid cycle; mitochondrial electron transport, succinate to ubiquinone
Molecular function (GO): succinate dehydrogenase (quinone) activity; flavin adenine dinucleotide binding; electron transfer activity
Source: RefSeq, a predicted model, not a curated record
AUGAUCUUCGCAAGGUCGCUCUCGCGCGCCGUUGCGCGUGCGCCUUCUUCCUCUAGCCUUGUCACCCCUUCGCACCGAGUCGCUGGCUUCCACUCCACCCCCAAGGCAUCGCGCAUCAUUGCUUCUCAGCCUCUCCGUGCUAAGGAGGCCGCCACCCCACUUGACGCCGCCAAGGGUUACCCUGUCAUUGACCAUGAGUACGAUGCUAUCGUUGUCGGUGCCGGUGGCUCUGGUCUCCGUGCCGCCUUCGGUCUUGCUGAGGCCGGUCUCAACACUGCUUGUAUCACCAAGCUCUUCCCUACCCGUUCGCACACCGUUGCCGCCCAGGGCGGUAUCAACGCCGCGCUUGGAAACAUGACCGAGGAUGACUGGCGGUGGCACAUGUACGACACUGUCAAGGGCUCCGACUGGCUCGGUGACCAGGACGCCAUUCACUACAUGUGUCGUGAGGCUCCGCGUACUGUUAUUGAGCUCGAGCACUUCGGUCUCCCCUUCUCCCGAACCAAGGACGGCAAGAUCUACCAGCGAGCUUUCGGUGGUCAGUCGCUCAACUACGGCAAGGGUGGUCAGGCGUACCGAUGUGCCGCUGCCGCUGACCGAACUGGUCACGCCAUGCUGCACACCCUGUAUGGUCAGUCGCUUCGACACAACACAAACUUCUUUAUCGAGUACUUUGCCCUCGACUUGAUCAUGGAGGACGGCGAGUGCGUCGGUGUUACUGCACUCAACAUGGAGGACGGCACCAUUCACCGCUUCCGUGCUCACAAGACCGUUCUUGCCACCGGUGGUUACGGACGUGCUUACUUCUCUGCCACUUCGGCUCACACGUGCACUGGUGACGGUAUGGCUAUGGUCUCGCGUGCUGGGCUUCCCCUGCAAGAUCUCGAGUUCGUUCAGUUCCACCCUACCGGUAUCUACGGUGCUGGUUGCUUGAUCACCGAGGGUUCGCGUGGUGAGGGUGGUUACCUGCUCAACUCGGAGGGUGAGCGAUUCAUGGAGCGAUAUGCUCCUACCGCCAAGGAUCUUGCCUCGCGUGACGUUGUCUCGCGUUCCAUGACUAUCGAGAUCCGUGAGGGCCGUGGUGUUGGCCCCGAGAAGGAUCACAUCUACCUGCAGCUCUCGCACUUGCCGCCCGAGGUUCUCCACGAGCGUCUCCCUGGUAUCUCGGAGACCGCCGCCAUCUUUGCCGGUGUUGAUGUCACCAAGGAGCCUAUUCCUGUGCUUCCUACGGUGCACUACAACAUGGGUGGUAUCCCCACCAAGUACACCGGUGAGGUGAUCACCAAGGGCCCCAACGGCGAGGACAAGAUCGUUCCUGGUCUCUAUGCCGCCGGUGAGACUGCAUGUGUGUCGGUGCAUGGCGCUAACCGUCUGGGUGCCAACUCGUUGCUUGACAUUGUCGUCUUUGGUCGUGCUUGUGCCAACCACAUCAAGGAGAACCUCGAUCCCGGUAAGCCGCACAAGGAGCUCAAGGGUGACGCGGGUGCCAAGUCAAUCAACGACCUCGACUGGGUGCGAAACGCCAACGGCACCAAGACCACCGCUGAUAUCCGCAACGACAUGCAGCGUGUCAUGCAGUCUGACGCCGCUGUGUUCCGUACGCAGAAGACGCUCGACGAGGGUGUCGAGAAGAUCGACAAGGUGUACUCGACCUUCCCCGAUGUCUCGAUUCAGGACCGCUCCAUGAUCUGGAACUCGGAUCUGGUUGAAACGCUCGAGCUCAAGAACCUGCUGACCUGCGCAACUCAGACCAUGCACUCGGCUGCUGCCCGAAAGGAGUCAAGGGGUGCUCAUGCUCGUGAGGACUACCCUGACCGAGAUGACGAGCAAUGGAUGCGUCACACUCUGUCCUGGCAGCACGAGGGCACCGGCGACAAGGUCAAGCUCGACUACCGAGGUGUCAUUAGCACGACCCUCGAUGAGGCCGAGUGCAAGCCCGUUCCCCCCUUCAAGCGCCAGUACUGA